AUGCGGGAGUUAGAUCCCCAGGGCAUCAGGGAAGCCUGCAACUGCAACCUCCAUGCUCGGCGCUGCAGAUUCAACAUGGAGCUCUACAAGCUAUCGGGGCGCAAGAGCGGGGGUGUCUGUCUCAACUGCCGCCACAACACUGCCGGCCGCCACUGCCACUACUGCAAGGAGGGCUUCUACCGAGACAUGGGCAAGCCUAUCACCCACCGGAAGGCUUGCAAAGCCUGUGAUUGCCACCCUGUGGGUGCUGCUGGUAAGACCUGCAAUCAAACCACCGGCCAGUGUCCCUGCAAGGACGGCGUGACAGGCAUCACCUGCAACCGCUGUGCCAAAGGCUACCAGCAGAGCCGCUCCCCCAUCGCCCCUUGCAUUAAGAUUCCUGUAGCGCCACCCACCACUGCAGCCAGCAGCGUGGAAGAACCUGAAGACUGUGACUCCUACUGCAAGGCUUCCAAAGGAAAACUGAAGAUGAACAUGAAGAAAUACUGCAGGAAGGACUAUGCUGUCCAGAUCCACAUUCUGAAGGCGGACAAAGCAGGGGACUGGUGGAAGUUUACAGUGAACAUCAUCUCCGUGUACAAGCAGGGCACAAGUCGUAUACGCCGUGGUGACCAGAGUUUGUGGAUCCGCUCGCGAGACAUCGCUUGCAAGUGUCCCAAAAUCAAGCCCCUCAAGAAGUACCUGCUGCUGGGCAAUGCUGAGGACUCGCCUGACCAGAGUGGCAUCGUGGCAGACAAGAGCAGCCUGGUGAUCCAGUGGCGGGACACAUGGGCACGACGGCUGCGCAAGUUCCAGCAGCGGGAGAAGAAGGGCAAGUGCAAGAAGGCCUAGCGUGGAGGUGGCGCAGGCUCCAGGAGGGCGGGCAGGGCGCUGGCAGGGGCUGGCAGCCUUGGACUUGGCCCGCCAGGGUUUUUCCGGGAGGGUGGGGGCGGGGCGAAGUCAAAGUGGGGCGGGGCCCUCAGUGGCUCCGCCCCAGCCCCACCCUCACACCCCUGGCUGUGCAAAAGUACCCUGUAUUGACAGGCCAGGCCCUGGAGAAAUGAGGACAAGACAUAGCUACCUCACGGCGCUCCUUCCAGAAUAGAGAUGCGCUUCCCUAGGGCUAGGUGGGGGUCGCCGUGGAGGGGUUGGGGGUCCCGAGAGGCGGGAACAGAAUGGCACAGUGGACCACAGCCACUGUAUUUGAUGGUUAUUGAAGGGGAUGUGAGAACUGUGAAUUUUCGGGCCUGCAGCCUGGGUAGGGGCAACCAAUCCACCACCAGACACUAGUCAUGCCCCCCUCCUUUCUCCAUCACUUGCUGUCUAGGAAUUCCCACAGGACUCCAGACUCUGACAACAGGUCCCUAUGUCAAAGGGCCAGAUGACACUGGGAUCAGCCAGCUUUGGGUCUCCACUGCCACCUGCUGGGCUGGUCUCCUGGGCGGAGUUCACCAUCUGUAGGGAGGAGAGGCUCCUCCUGGGGCCUGCCCUUCCCCAGUGAGGCUGGCUCAGGCUUCUGGCCCAUCAGAGGGCCUAGGGCCUAAGGACCCUGAAGUCAAGCCGGGUGGUCACUGCCUCUGCUGGAGCUGCCUGUGGAAGGAGGCAUUGCAAACCAAAACCUCCCAGAGAGUUUCCUUGCUGGAAACUUGGAAACAGCCCUUUUUAUGACAUUUUCCAGGGGAGGGGGAGGGGUACUGGCGGGGUUUAGGGCAAUGACACUAUUUGUGUAAUGACAUCAGCUCCCACAAGGCCUCACAGCAAUGUCAACAGCUGGAAAGGGUCUGGUCAGGUCUGGAAUGCCAGCGGCUGUACAGGCAGUUUGAACCGGGCUUGGGGGAAGGGGCUUGCCUGUGUCAGGACAGGGUUGCUGUUCAGCGAGGUGCCUGGUGUCCAAGCUGUAGGUAGGCAAGGCCAGGAGUGGUCAGGUUCCUGGGGCCCAAGGAUGCUGUGACUACUUCCUGUUGCUACCCUCACUGCUGGCUCCCAAGGAAAGUGACAGGCUCCUAGGUUAAGAAACCCAUUCUAGCCUCUAGCUGUCUUGGUCUAGCCUGGGCAGUCUGGUCCAUUCCUUUCUGGCUGCCUUCUUUGUGGAGGUCCCCAGGCCUUCCUGUAUGCCUAGCCCUCUUUUCUCUUAGAGAUUUAAUGUCCUCAUGCAGGCAGCUCCAAGCUUCCCUUCUGGUUCCUUCCCAGGCCCCUUUAGCCUUUUUCUGCAUCCCUGCACUUGGGCCUCUAGCCUCACGCCCCGCACACUGGAUGAGAGGCCUGGCCCUCUCAGUCAGGAAAUUUGUUUCAUUUCCCCUGUCCAUUUGGCUGCCCUGGAGGGCCAUAUGAGGGCUGAAGCUCAGCCCCUUAGUGACAUGGCUCCCUCCGCUUCUCUCACUUCUGCCCACAUCACCACUGCCACUUACUGAGCACCCUCUUGGUGCCAGGCACUUUACCCAUUAGCUCCUGGCCUGUUUUCAUUACAAACCCAUGAGACAGGGAUUCAUUCUUGUCCUCAUGUCUGCCAGUAAAAAGAUGUGUCCACAUGCCCAAGGUCACGCCAGCACUCUGACCUUACCACAGUUGCACAUCAGCUAUUAGCCUACUUGAC
Molecule: messenger RNA, 2572 nt
Organism: Rattus rattus (black rat)
Lineage: Eukaryota; Metazoa; Chordata; Mammalia; Rodentia; Muridae
Gene: Ntn1
Product: netrin 1
Exons: 6
Coding region: 1-831 (276 amino acids)
Molecular function (GO): protein binding
Source: RefSeq, a predicted model, not a curated record